Aspergillus sclerotioniger CBS 115572 is the source of this 1898-nucleotide messenger RNA. Its product is annotated as flocculation suppression protein. The record is from RefSeq and is a predicted model, not a curated record. Bases 155 to 1753 code for a protein of 532 amino acids. Lineage: Eukaryota; Fungi; Ascomycota; Eurotiomycetes; Eurotiales; Aspergillaceae. The transcript is spliced from 7 exons. Gene Ontology annotation, molecular function: sequence-specific DNA binding; DNA-binding transcription factor activity. Gene Ontology annotation, biological process: regulation of DNA-templated transcription.
UUCUUAUUUUCAUCUUUGACCCAUUAUUAUUACCAUUACCGUCUUGGCCGUCCCCGAUCAAAAGGCAGCAGAACCAAGAAACGUCCGAAAAACCCGCAAGAUCCCCGUUCUUGCCUCCUCCGUCCCAGCCUCGAGUCAGUCGACCGGUGACCCCAUGGAGGUCACUCCUCCUGCCUCGGGCGCCGCGCCCCCCAUCCACAGCAGUCCCGAUAGCGAUCGAGCGGGCGCAAACAACACCACGGCCACCUCCAAUGGCUCUGCUGAACCUACCAAUGUGAACCACCAUGCUGUUCCCACCGCUAUCGGAGCUGCCGCCGCAGCUCAGCAGCCCAAGGUCGUGCAGACGGCUUUCAUCCACAAGCUUUACAAUAUGCUGGAAGACCCCAGUAUCCAACAUCUGAUCUCCUGGUCGAAUACGAACGACAGCUUCGUCAUGUCCCCUACCUCCGAGUUUUCCAAAGUCCUCGCUCAAUAUUUCAAGCACACCAACAUAUCGUCCUUCGUCAGACAGCUGAAUAUGUACGGAUUUCAUAAAGUGAGCGAUGUCUUUCAUACCGGUUCUCCAGACUCCGCUCUGUGGGAGUUCAAACAUGGGAAUGGCAAUUUCAAGCGCGGGGAUCUCGUCGGACUCCGCGAAAUCAAGCGCCGCGCAUCGCGCCAUGCGUUGAUCCAUCGCGACUCGUUUCCUGGUCACAAGGCCGCCGCUUCCCAGCCGGGCACUCCGGCUGAGCCUGUUCCCGACGUCACCGAGUCCCGCUUGAUGAAUCUGGAACAUUCCAUGUACGACCUGCACGCCCGUCUAAGGAGCGCUGAAGAAGGCAACGUGGCACUCAAUGCGAGAUGUCAAGCAAUGGCUGAGAGUUUAACCCGUUGUUACCACUGGACUCACUCAAUUUCACGAUUUCUCCAAGGCAUAAUUCCCGAUCGCGAGAGCCUUCUGUAUCGAGAUGUGGCCAGCAUGCAGGCAGAACUGGAGAAGCAUCUCGAUGCUGUUCGGGCCCUGGAGCACCCUCCGGACCCGUAUCUGACCGUCCGACAACCGUACGUCGCCAGCAUUUCCGUUGAUCCAGGCCCGCCACUGUCGCCGCGCCAGAUGCCCCAGGAAGAUGGUCGCCGCCAAUCGAUGUUGGACCCAUCAAGGACCAAUAUGAUCCGACCCCCUGUUCCUCCACAUCUGGCCGUCUCUCCGCGCCGUUACGGGUCAAUUGGGACCGGAAACUCUUCCCCCAACUACAGUCGUCCGCAGGUGCCGUCGGUCAUCACGCCACAACAGCCUAUGCCUCAUCCUCUCUCAUCCGUCUCAUCUCCUCCUGGCCCAAAUCUCGCUCGUCGACACACUUCGGCAGACAUCAGACAGCAUGGCUGGCCGCCACCGGGCGUGUCGCCAUUCCCCUCUGCCCACCCACCGGGACAGGCGGCGAAUCCCUGGUCCCCGGCCCGCCACCGGACUCCGACAUCAAGUGAACAGUCAGUUCGAGAAGUGUUGGCCCAGUAUGAGAUGGGUGCACCGCGACGUCUGCAAGAGACUCGACAUGCCACUCCACCUCUACAUCCCGACCAGACCCCCACGACCGAUAAUGGCUGGGCCCUAGGGCCCCGAUUCUCUCGGCACGAUUCGUCCUUGCCUGCAACCCGACGUUCCAGCAUGGCCAGCAAUGUUCAUUCGCUUCUCAACCCGGCCGACACCGCGGAACGGCCGGACGAAGAUCAACAUGCCAUGGCCGAUGAUCGAAAACGGAAGCGGCUGGAAUAGAAUUAAAUCAUAUCCUUCGUCUUGCUUAAUAUCCUUAUUCAAGGAUUUCUGCAGGGGCAUUGCUUGGUGCUGGUAUUUGGCCCCUAGAGGAUUCGGAGCCGUUGACUUAUUGUUCUUGGAGGCGCAAAUUAUAGGAAAGGGGUCA